AUGUCGCGGGAAGAGCCACUUCUGGCUCCGCGCGUUUCAUCUGAGCGCUCAUCUAUUCGAUAUGCCGAGGAGGAAGAUGCCCUGCUUACGGGGGAGGCGACAGGGCAUAAUGAAGCCCCUCGACGAGGCUGGCGUCGUUGGACAGAGAUCGGCCUGUUCGCCUGGGCACUAAUUGCCACGAUUAUUGUGAUCAUACUUGCGGUAGUUUACCAGCAUGACUCGUCGAAGAACCUCGCCGGCCCGCCGAAGGAUCACUGGGGUCCUGGGGCCAAGCCGACCGGCAAGCGCAACUUGAUCUUCAUGGUGUCGGAUGGAAUGGGACCGACUAGUCUUUCGAUGACGCGAAGCUUCCGACAGCAUACCGAAGGCCUGCCUAUCGACGACACCCUCAUCCUGGACCAGCACCUCAUUGGUCAGUCCCGCACACGAUCCAGCAACAGCCUGGUAACGGAUUCCGCCGCCGGAGCGACGGCCUUCUCGUGCGGACACAAGAGCUACAACGGGGCUAUCUCGGUGCUCCCCGACCACUCGCCAUGCGGAACUGUCCUCGAGGCUGCUGCUCUGGCUGGAUACAAGACUGGAUUGGUUGUGACGACUCGUCUGACGGAUGCGACUCCGGCAUGCUUUGCUUCGCAUGCCAAUCUGCGACAAUAUGAAGACAGCAUCGCCCAACAGGAGGUGGGCGAGCAUCCUCUGGGCCGGGUCGUCGAUCUCUUGAUGGGUGGCGGUCGAUGCCAUUUCUUGCCCAACUCUACCCAGGGAAGCUGCCGCGCUGAUGACAGGGAUAUCGUGGGACUGGCCGCGGAGAAAGGAUUCAACUACUUGGACGACCGAUCUGGCUUUGAUGCCCUGAAUGGCGGUGCUGGAGUUAAGCUGCCGUUGAUGGGUCUCUUUGCCGAAAAGGACAUCCCCUAUGAGGUCGAUCGCCGUCACCAGAACGAUGUCUACCCAUCGCUGGAGGAGAUGGCCCGCACUGCGCUGACUGCACUGAGCGAGGCAACCCGGGACAGUGAGCAAGGGUUCUUCUUGAUGAUUGAGGGAUCGCGUAUUGAUCACGCCGGCCACGGUAAUGACCCUGCCGCCCAAGUACAUGAGGUUAUGGCAUACGACAGGGCUUUCAACGCUGUGCUCGAAUUCCUGGAGAAGGACAGCACUCCUGGUGUUCUUGUUGGUACCUCUGACCACGAAACCGGUGGUCUGGCUGCUGCUCGACAACUAAACAAGGAGUACCCGGACUACCUAUGGUACCCGCAGGUUCUGGCUGAUUCCAAGCACUCCAGUGAGUAUGCUGGUAAUAAACUCAAUGAGUACACAUCAGGAGAAGGAAAGGACAAGAGCGACAAGAAGAAGAAAGAAUAUAUCCUCGAGAUUCUGAAGAAGGAUAUGGGCGUGACCGAUGCCUCAGAUGAAGAGGUGGAAAACUUGCUUCGCCCUGACGUUUCCACGCAAUACAUCUUUGCAGACAUCAUUAGCCGUAGAGCCCAGAUUGGCUGGUCCACCCACGGUCACUCAGCUGUCGAUGUCAACAUCUAUGCAUCCUCCUCCAAGAAUGCCUGGCCAUUAACAGGAAACCAUGAGAACAUUGAAGUCGGUCAAUUCCUCGCAGAUUAUCUUGAUCUCGAUGUCGGUGCCGUCACCAAGAAACUCCGGUCUUCUGCCUAUUGGACCACAGAGGCAGAGGAGUCCCCCCGAUCUGGAGAAAUAUAG
Molecule: messenger RNA, 1707 nt
Organism: Penicillium cosmopolitanum
Lineage: Eukaryota; Fungi; Ascomycota; Eurotiomycetes; Eurotiales; Aspergillaceae
Product: alkaline phosphatase
Exons: 2
Coding region: 1-1707 (568 amino acids)
Biological process (GO): dephosphorylation
Cellular component (GO): fungal-type vacuole membrane
Molecular function (GO): alkaline phosphatase activity
Source: RefSeq, a predicted model, not a curated record